This is a messenger RNA of Talaromyces marneffei, 396 nucleotides long. RefSeq lists its product as uncharacterized. Gene Ontology annotation, biological process: SRP-dependent cotranslational protein targeting to membrane. Gene Ontology annotation, molecular function: 7S RNA binding; endoplasmic reticulum signal sequence receptor activity. The coding region runs from base 1 to 396 and encodes 131 amino acids. Gene Ontology annotation, cellular component: signal recognition particle, endoplasmic reticulum targeting. Lineage: Eukaryota; Fungi; Ascomycota; Eurotiomycetes; Eurotiales; Trichocomaceae. The transcript has 2 exons. The record is from RefSeq and is a predicted model, not a curated record.
AUGGCGCCGCACUUGAGCAACGACGAGUUCUUCGCCUCGUUAACAACCCUCCUCACAAGCACCUCCAAAAAGACCCAAGGAAGCGUCUACCUCACCCAAAAACGCCUGACCAGCUCAUCCACCGACCCUUCAAUAACCGAAGGCUCAAUCCUCGUCCGCGCGACAGAUGGGAAGACACAAAACCCGAAGCCUAGCAAAACUACCGAUAACACAAAAGUGACUAAAAAGAAGGCGGCCCCCAAAUCGAAGUUGUCAACUGUCGUGAGUCCGGCGGAUUUGGAGGCGUUUUUUGUCAAGUAUGCGGAUAUCUGUAAGGCGGGGAUGGUGGGAUUGAAGAAGAGGGAUCGUAGCGCGAAGAAGAAAGGGAAGGCGAAGACUAAGUCUGGAAAGGCUUGA